This is a messenger RNA of Heterostelium album PN500, 927 nucleotides long. RefSeq lists its product as uncharacterized. The record is from RefSeq and is a predicted model, not a curated record. The transcript has 2 exons. NCBI's taxonomy places the organism in Eukaryota, Evosea, Eumycetozoa, Acytosteliales, Acytosteliaceae. Bases 1 to 927 code for a protein of 308 amino acids. Gene Ontology annotation, biological process: regulation of GTPase activity.
AUGAAUGUCAAAUUGAACGAGUAUCUCUAUAUACUCCAGAUGUUUUUAGAUAGAGAGAUUCAAGAUAAUUUUAAUUAUGCCACAUUGUUUAGGAGUCGAUCCACUGUAAUAGAUAUGAUUAAAUUUUAUAAUAUAGAUGGCGAAUACCACGAAUACUUGCGUUCUGUUAUCUUGAUUCCGAUGAUCAACAAGUUGAAUUCGCUGGCGAUGCCCGACGAGCGCGGCCAGCCUGCCGAUGUCUCAGAGUUGAGUGGAUUCCUGCUGCGGACCAUCAUCGACAACAUCCAGAAAUGCCCACUGAAAAUAAUCUACACUUGCAAUAUGCUGAAACGACACGUCUCCAAGAAAUACUAUGAACACUGGCGCGAAAUCGUUGGCGGCUACUUCUUCCUGAGAAUCAUAUGUCCCGCUUUGACAUCGCCGAAAUACUAUUUCACAGAGCACGAAUGGUCGUUGAUUGAAACUAAGCAUCAACACCGACUGACAUUAACCAAAGACUUAGUGGAAAUUGCUAAAUUCAUUCAACAACUCUCCAAUAGCAUAGAUAGAAACAAUAGUAAUAAUAUUAAUAAUAGAACAUUGAAUAAUAACAACAAUAAUAAUAAUAAUAAUUUUCAACAACAUCAACGUGUAAUACUUCAACAACAGACAGAGAGAAUCAUUGGAAUUCUCGAGGAGAUAUCUUCGUAUCAUUGCCGAUUCAUCGAUGAAUCUGUAAUGUCUUUGAGUGUCGAUAUAUCGGAACGAAUGAUUAAAGAGUCGGAGGAGCUGAUCGAGCGAUCCAAGUCAGAGUUGAUCAAUGGCAACACAGUAGAGAUCAAAAAGAUACAGGAUCUCGAGAUCAUUCUCUCUCCAAUUAGAGAGUCAUACCUUUUACGACCAUCCAACAAUGAUUACCUAGUGGUAUUAAAAUAUCAUAAGUCUUAA